AUCCGCGAACAUUGCCUGACGUGUGGAAGAGUGGGGAUAUCCGCGACGUCACUCGAAAGAAAUAUGGUGAGCGCGAGAUAGCGAAGCUGUCAGUCGCGGUUGAUUUUCGUCGAUUUCGCCGUCACUAUUUGCGAUAAAAACGCGCGGCGCGAUGAUUUGAUUCGCCGUAAGUUCGAGGCGACGGCCGGUACACGCGAAAAUGGUCUCCGAGGAAUUUAUCAAAUCCGAAUACCCCUUACAUUGGCUGGUGUGGCACAACGAAUACAAACUGUUAGAAAAGGCUCUGGCCACGAAGGAGCACGACAAGGAGAAAAAUGACAACCGGGGCAGGACACCACUUAUGUUGGCGGUCACAUUGGGCCACCUUGAAUCCACACGCACCCUGUUAAAUGCCGAAGCUAACGUCAAUUGCGAAAAUAACGACGGCUGGAACGUGGUUCAGGAGGCGGUUGCCACUGGUGAUCCCGAAUUGGUACACAUCGUUUUGGAACGUAGAGACUUACAGCGGUACACGAACCGUAUGGCCGGGAUACCGGGUCUCCUGCAGAAGCUGAAGGAAGCGCCUGAUUUUUAUGUUGAAAUGAAAUGGGAGUUUACGAGUUGGGUGCCCCUCGUGCCUCGCAUGUGCCCCAGCGACACCUACAAGGUUUACAAGCAAGGCUCCAAUGUGCGGAUUGACACCACCCUGCUUGGUUUUGAUCACACAAGCUGGCAACGCGGCAACCGCAGCUACGUCUUCCAGGGGCAAAGUUAUUUGCAGUUUUGCCCGGCCUUAAGGGGGUACAAAAGCUAUGUCUACCGACUGAUAUCCUCAGGCAAUGGCGAUGAUGGCGCGACAAUGAUGGAGAUUGACCACGAUCUACGUCAGGUGUACUGUGAGGAGAUGCGGAGCAGCGACGAAACUUUAGGCGUGCUACUGCCAAACGAGGAGACAGUGUCGCAGCGCUUGACCACGCCCAUCAUUACGACGUACGUGGAUACUGACAAAAUCAGUUUCGAGCGGAACAAAGCCGGCAUUUGGGGCUGGCGGUCAGACAAGAACGAGAAUGUCAACGGGCACGACUGCAAAGUGUUCAGCGCGACCAAUGUCGAACUGGUGACGAAAACUAGAACGGAACAUUUGACAGAGACCGACAAGGCGCGAAGCAGACACAGCAAGACGCCCCUGCAGAAUUUCCUCGGGAUCGCGGAGGUGGGCGAGAGCGCUGGGAGCGCUGGCCUCGCGCAGAACGAGGAGUACACUAGCAGCACGAACCCGAGCAACAUCACGCCCGAGGAGUACUUCGAUGGCGACUUCGACCUCGGCAAUCGAGACAUUGGCCGGCCUAAGGAGACGAGCGUCAAAAUACAGAAAUUCAAAGCGAAUCUGUGGCUCUGCGAAGACUACCCGCUGUCCCUGCCCGAGCAGAUCCUCCCCAUCGUCGAUCUGAUGGCCAUAUCCAGCUCCCACUUCGCCAAGUUGAAGGAUUUUAUCCAGAUGCAGCUGCCGUCGGGCUUUCCCGUUAAAAUCGAAAUACCGCUCUUUCACGUGCUAAACGCGCGUAUCACGUUCGGUAACAUCUUCGCGACGGACGGCCCCGUACCGAAGGUGUCCACUGUACAGGAGGAGGACAGGCUUGCGUGCGUGCUCGACGACUCGCUGUUCCUUCGUCCCGCCCACUACACUCAGAUUGGUAAUGGUGUCGACGCGCGCCGUCAGUUUAGCAUGGAGGAGGAGGACGACUUACUGCAGUUCGCUAUCCAGCAAAGUCUCGUCGACUCGGGCACUGAACGUGAGGAGGUAGACAUCUGGGAGGCGCUCCGCGCUCAAAGACCAUCGAGACCGGACACGCCCAAUACAGAGGAGCGCGAACUGCAAAGAGCGAUCCAGGCCAGUCUAGAGCAAUACCAGGGCCCGCCUCCUGCGGCCACCAACGUCGACCCCGACAUCGACUAUGAUCUUCAAAUGGCGCUCGAAGUGUCUGAGCGCGAGCGGGAGCUGGAGGAGCGCCGGCGCAAGGAACGUGAAGAGGAAAUGAUGCGAGACGAGGAGAAGAUGCUCGAACGCGCCCUCGAGCUCUCAUUGACGGAAAAAUAGGCGCAGAGAAAAGAGUGAUAAUUCGCAUUUUAAUUUUCUUCCGCCCUAGAAGCCUCUGCGUGCGGCUUUUGUCUCGCGGCUACGCCUACGCGCUCGGUCGUGGGCGCGAAUACUUCGAUAUAUUCAUUCGAUUCGUUUCCCCUUAUUAUAUAUUUUAUUUACGAAAAUUGUGAUUAACCUUGUUUUUCUAUAUAAGGAUUACAUCGACUUAAAAUGAAAAAAAAUAAAUAUUUAAAUGUG
Molecule: messenger RNA, 2317 nt
Organism: Cylas formicarius (sweet potato weevil)
Lineage: Eukaryota; Metazoa; Arthropoda; Insecta; Coleoptera; Brentidae
Product: ankyrin repeat domain-containing protein 13D
Exons: 10
Coding region: 200-2077 (625 amino acids)
Cellular component (GO): cytoplasm
Molecular function (GO): protein binding
Source: RefSeq, a predicted model, not a curated record